This is a messenger RNA of Zygotorulaspora mrakii, 918 nucleotides long. RefSeq names its product Dos2p (gene DOS2). The transcript has a single exon. NCBI's taxonomy places the organism in Eukaryota, Fungi, Ascomycota, Saccharomycetes, Saccharomycetales, Saccharomycetaceae. Bases 1 to 918 code for a protein of 305 amino acids. Gene Ontology annotation, cellular component: cytoplasm. The record is from RefSeq and is a predicted model, not a curated record.
AUGGAUUUCUUUUAUGAUGAGCAAGCUGUAGCAAAUGAAGAAGAUUCUGCUCACCAACAAGAUGAGAAAACGGUACAGGCCUUCAACAAAUUAGAAGAUGAGGUAGCCCAAGGGUAUGUUAGAACAACUGAGGCGCUAAGAAGUUUUGUUCAAGAAUCUGACGGGGGUGUUCAGCUCAAUUUGAAAUUAAAUCCUGAUGUUUCGGAAAAGGCUCAACAGUACCUAGAACAACUAGAUGCUAAUCUGCAUAAUGUUGAAUCCCUUGCACAAGAUUACUGGACGCAGGUAGCGAAACCUGGGUUUUGGUCUUCAGUGACUGCAAAGCUUGGAACUAAACUAGAUGAGGUAGUUAAUCUUGGUGAGGAGAACUUGAAAAAUACUGCUGAACUCACUAAGCACAAUACCAUAGGUGGUAAUCGAACUGAAGCUGAAUUAAGAGCCCUUUCUACUGAUAAGAAUGUGUAUCUUAAUUCCAAAAGUGAGGUGGACAAAGAGAUUGAUGUAGACGCUAAAACAGACGAAAUCGCAAAAUUGGUGGAGCAAGAUAAAGACUUGGCAAAUUUGAUGAAUGAAAUAGUUCCACAAGACAUAUCAUAUACUGCGUUCUGGACAACAUUUUUUACAGAAAGACAAAGGAUUCUGGAUAUGGAAGACAAAAGAAAGAAAAUUCUUGAAGCUAACAGUCUCCUCAAAGAGGAGGAAGUUGGUUGGGAUGAUGUGGAAGACGAAGUUGCUGAAGACGAAGCUGCUGAAGAUGAAGAACCAGUCUUAGUCAAGAAGGAAGACACAGAUAGCUCAGAGAAUAUUUAUAACGAUGUCACCCCCAUACCUACAACAAAAGACAGUAAGCAAGUCCAGGAAGAAGACAGACAAGAAAAUGUUAAUGCUGAUGCUGAUGAUGACGAUGAUUGGGAAUAG